CCUCUCUCUCUCAAACACCUCUCCUCCUACACUGCUUCAUUACCCUCUCUCUCUCUCUCUCGGUUUUUGGCUUUUCUCUACAUUGAACACCACCUUUGUUUCAGUGUCUAAUCUCUCUUGAAAAUCUUCAUGAACAAACUAUCAUGGACAAAGCGCCUGCGAAGUCUCGGCCUCUUCACAACUUCUCACUACCGUUCUUGAAAUGGGGCCACAAGAACCACAACAACACCAACCACCGCUUUCGCAGACCCUCCGAGUCCAGUCACAGCUCACCGGAGCACCACCGAUCAUCGCCUCCGGAACCGGAGUCCGAGUUCGAGUCUGAGUCGGAGAAACGGAAUAAGCCUCCGGUCGAAUCGCGAAUCACACGGGACAACCGAUUCUCAUUCUCUCCAUGCUUGUUGCAUAAACAACAAAAGAACCCAGUGGUUUCAGAGAGAGAAUUUAAGAACGAAGCCGAUGGAGAUAAGUCUUGUGGUGAUGGUGGCGAAGGAGAGGAAUUGGUGGCGAAGCCGUGGAAUCUGAGGCCGAGGAAGGUUGCGACGAAGGUAGCGGCGGAGGAGAUCGGAACGGUGUCGUUGAAGAAUGGUAAAUCUCAGGAACGGGUUUCUACGGUUCUUGCUAUUCCUGCAGUGACGGAGGUUGAGAAUCUUCCGAAAUCGCUCAGGUUGAGAGGUUUUGUUGAAGGACAGGGCUCGGAGAAGAAGGAGAAGAGGAAGUUGUGGAUUUCGUUGUCGAAGGAAGAGAUUGAAGAGGACGUGUACGCAUUGACUGGAGGGAGACCGUCUCGGAGGCCCAAGAAGAGACCGAAGAAUGUACAGAAAUUUGUCGAUAAUCUUUUCCCUGGCUUGUAUUUGGUAGGGGCUACAGCUGAUUCUUAUCGAGUUCAUGAAGCUCCGGGGUGAAUAGGAUAUUAUCUGAUGAAGCUGAAUUCUGCAAACUCUGGCAAAGGUCCUCUCUGUGCGCGUGU
This is a messenger RNA of Ilex paraguariensis (yerba mate), 970 nucleotides long. Lineage: Eukaryota; Viridiplantae; Streptophyta; Magnoliopsida; Aquifoliales; Aquifoliaceae. The record is from the annotation of a GenBank genome assembly.